Messenger RNA from Paramecium tetraurelia, 1260 nucleotides. RefSeq lists its product as uncharacterized. Gene Ontology annotation, molecular function: aspartic-type endopeptidase activity. The transcript has 2 exons. Lineage: Eukaryota; Ciliophora; Oligohymenophorea; Peniculida; Parameciidae. The record is from RefSeq and is a predicted model, not a curated record. Gene Ontology annotation, biological process: proteolysis.
AUGAUUAUAUUCAUAAUAGCAACAGUGUCUUGUCUGGACAUCAAUUUGACAAAUCUCCAAUUUAAUUAUUAUAGUUUACCUAUAUCAGCAAAUAAUAUUACAUAUCAUCUCAUAGUGGACACUGGAAAUGAAGACAUGUGGAUAUUUGGAAAGAAUUCCAAUAGAAGAAUUUAUUACGAAUGCCAAAAGUGUGCCUCAACAGAGAAUCAAACCUUGGAAUAUGCAUAGGGCAAGAUCUCUGGAGUCAAAUACAGUCAAACAUUUUCAUUGAUGAAUCAAUCUCUGGAUUUGCAAGUAAUUGAAGCUUCCAAAGUUGAACACUUUUAUUCCAUAAUAGCCGAUGGGGCUGUUGGAUUUAGCAGGAAAUAACUGUCUAAAGAAGACAACAUAUUGAAGAAAUUGUAUGAUUCAAAAGUGAUUGAUUACAAGCAAUUCGGGCUUUUAUUAAAUGAAUAAAAUUGUUAGCCUACAUCUAUUUUGAUACUAGGAAAACCGAACAAAAAUUACUAUAUCAAUGAAUUGCAAUAUGUAAAACCAAUACAAUCCGAGUAAUGGACAGUGAAAGGUAUAUCAGUUGAAAUUGUGGGGAAGAACAACAAAUAUGAAUUAGAAUCAUACUCCCAACUCAUAACAUUUCACAGUGGAGUAUCAAAGAUCCUAAUUUCAAAAUACAAAUUGAAUAAGCUUAUAUCUAUUUUCAAUGAGAAUUACCAAUUGAAUUGUGAGAAAGAAUCAUAGAAUCAAGUCACUGAAGUAGUGUGUUCCUAUAAUGAAUAAUCAUUCCCUGAAUUGAAUAUUAAUAUCGAUGCUAAUCUUAGUUUAACACUCUUGCCGCAAGAUUACAUUGCGUAUUGCGAUUACAAUUACUUUUUAUAGCACAUAUGCUAUUUAAAUUUUCAAUAGAUCGACAACUAAGACGUGUUAGUUUUGGGUUCUGUUGUUUUACAAAAGUAUUACACUCAUUACGAUGAGACAACAUAGUAAAUUGGUAUUGCUAAAUCAAUAUAUUAUUAAAGGGAUAAAUAGAGUUUGAGUUAACUUGGAAGCAACGUAAACAAUAAUAGCAUGUUAUAUUUCACAAUCCUCUUGGCUUUGGUUUUGUUAAUAGUAAUUUACAUUACAAUUAAAAUGCUAUUAAAACAAUCAAUCCCUUUAUAUCUGUCUGUCCUAGAGAAGUCAUCUUCAAGGUCAUAAGAACAGGAAAUGGAAGCUAUCACAUUGAAGACUCAAUCAAAUAGUUAGCCACCUUUGACAACAUGA